CGUUUUUGGGAACUCAAUCAACCCGCUCUCUUUCUCUCUGGCUAAACCACAGGAUUUUGAUCAAUACACGAAAUUCAACGUCUAGCGCGAGAAUCAGGAUCGGAAUCCGUGGAAUUGGAGCAACAUGUCGAUGUCCGACUCCGAUUCGUCGUCUCAGGGAAGCGAGUACAAAUGUUUCCGGCAAAUUACGCGGGACAGAUUGUUAUACGAAAUGCUUAGAUCUGCCCGAUCAAAGGAUUCAAAAUCAACAUGGAAGGUACUGAUCAUGGACAAACUAACAGUUAAGAUAAUGUCUUAUGCAUGCAAGAUGGCAGACAUCACAGAAGAAGGAGUUUCUUUGGUGGAAGAUAUUUACCGGCGAAGACAACCAGUUCCCACAAUGGACGCCAUAUACUUCAUCCAGCCUACAAAAGAGAACGUUGUAAUGUUUCUCUCUGACAUGGCUGGGAAAUCUCCUUUGUACAAAAAGGCCUUUGUCUUCUUUAGUUCAUCCAUUUCGAAAGAACUGGUCGAUCAGAUAAAGAGGGAUGCUAGUGUUCUGUCUCGCAUUGGUGCCCUUAGAGAGAUGAACUUGGAAUACUUUGCCAUCGAUAGUCAGGGUUUUGUAACUGAUAAUGAGAGGGCCCUAGAAGAACUUUUUGGAGAUGAUGAGGGUUCUCUCAAGGGUGAUGCAUGUCUGAGAGUGAUGGCCACCCGCAUUGCUACAGUUUUUGCCUCAUUACGGGAGUUUCCAUUUGUUCACUACCGUGCUAUCAAAUCCAUUGAUCCAACUACAAUGACUACAUUUCGUGAUUUAAUUCCAACAAAGCUUGCUGCGGCCGUAUGGAAUUGUCUCAUGAAAUAUAAAUCUACCCUUCCGCAUUUUCCACAAACAGAAACAUGCGAGCUUCUUAUUGUUGACAGAUCUGUAGAUCAGGUUGCUCCAAUCAUACAUGAGUGGACAUAUGAUGCCAUGUGUCAUGAUUUGCUGAACAUGGAAGGAAAUAAGUAUGUACAUGAGGUUCCAAGCAAAACGGGUGGGCUUCCAGAGAUGAAGGAUGUGCUUUUGGAGGAUCAUGACCCAAUCUGGUUAGAGCUUCGUCAUGCACAUAUUGCAGAUGCUAGUGAACGGCUGCAUGAAAAGAUGACGAACUUUGUCACCAAAAAUAAAGCUGCACAAAUGCAGCAUGGUUCAAGAGGUGGUGGUGAGUUGUCUACAAGGGAUUUGCAAAAAAUGGUUCAUGCUCUGCCUCAAUAUAGUGAACAAAUUGAGAAGCUCUCUCUCCAUGUAGAUAUUGCCGGAAAGCUGAACAAAAUUAUCAGAGAGUUUGGACUUAGAGAACUAGGGCAAUUAGAGCAAAAUCUUGUCUUUGGAGAUGCUGGGACAAAAGAUGUCAUCAACUUCCUAAGAAUGAAUCAGGAUGUAUCACGUGAAAACAAGUUGCGGUUAUUAAUGAUAUAUGCAGCAGUUCAUCCUGAGAAAUUUGAAGAUGAUAAACUCGUAAAACUAAUGGAGGUAACUGCUUAUUGAUCCUUUUUUAUUUUUUUUU
Molecule: messenger RNA, 1529 nt
Organism: Cuscuta campestris
Lineage: Eukaryota; Viridiplantae; Streptophyta; Magnoliopsida; Solanales; Convolvulaceae
Source: the annotation of a GenBank genome assembly